Messenger RNA from Raphanus sativus (radish), 769 nucleotides. Its product is annotated as MLP-like protein 31. Gene Ontology annotation, biological process: defense response. The coding region runs from base 96 to 569 and encodes 157 amino acids. NCBI's taxonomy places the organism in Eukaryota, Viridiplantae, Streptophyta, Magnoliopsida, Brassicales, Brassicaceae. The transcript has 2 exons. The record is from RefSeq and is a predicted model, not a curated record.
CCAAGAGGUUGCCACUCUCCGUCUAUAAAUUAGAAAGGGGAUACGAACCCGUAAGCAUCAAGUCUACCAAAGCACUUUCGUUGGCAAAUAUAGAGAUGGCACAGUCUUCUCUACUAGGAGAACUUGAGGUUGAAGUUGAGAUCAAAUCUCCGGCGGCGAAGUUCUACCACAUGUACGCCGGAAGACCACAUCAUGUGGCCAAAGCCACUCCACGCAAUGUGCAGGCAUGUGAUCUGCACGACGGAGAGUGGGGCGAAGUUGGCAGUAUUAUCUUUUGGAACUACAUUCAUGAUGGACAAGCCAAGGUGGCGAAGGAGAGGAUCGAAGCGGUGGAACCUGAGAAGAAACUGGUGAAGUUUAGGGUUUUAGAGGGAGAUCUGAUGGAAGAGUUCAAGAGCUUUUUGAUUACGAUCCAAGUUAACCCUAAGCAAGGAGGAAACGAAAGUAUUGUGAAGUGGCACUUCGAGUAUGAGAAGAUUGAUGAGAACGUGUCUCACCCUGAGACUUUGCUCCCUUUCUUUGCGGAGAUGAUCAAAGAUAUCGACGAACACCUCUUGUCCGAGGCAUAGAGGAGAAAUUAAUGUUAUUUUCUCCAUGCGUUUUAUAUAAAGUUCAUGUCUGUCUCAAUAAAGAUUAAGAUAAAAUGUCCGCAUGUUAUAGUGUUAUAAAUGUAUUGAGUUGAUGUUAUGUUUUAUGUUGUAAGUUGCAAAUAUGAAACUUCUGAGUGUAUGAUGUGAUUAUAAUAUUUAUAAUAAAAGCGAGUAUCAUA